AUGGAAAAAAGUGUGGAAGAUGAUGAAGUGGGCAGCAACGAAAUGGGAAGAUCAUCUGCAGAUGAGAUGGAUAGAACAUUAUGGAAAUUUAUAGAUAAAAUGGAUCGUCAGGAAGAAGAAAGUGAUAAUGAAAUAAAGUGUGAAGCACAAUUCAAAUAA
This is a messenger RNA of Funneliformis geosporum, 159 nucleotides long. The record is from the annotation of a GenBank genome assembly. Lineage: Eukaryota; Fungi; Glomeromycota; Glomeromycetes; Glomerales; Glomeraceae.